Molecule: messenger RNA, 3750 nt
Organism: Symbiodinium necroappetens
Lineage: Eukaryota; Dinophyceae; Suessiales; Symbiodiniaceae
Source: the annotation of a GenBank genome assembly
AUGGCAAUGGAAGAUUUCCUUCCUGUUCCUUUCGAGGAGUGGGUCCAGGAACCAGAGGUCAUAAUUGGCUUGGUGAUGGCUGGGGUUGCUCCAGUGGCUGUACCGGCAUUGAUAUGCUCCGAAUUUUGGUUCAACGGCGGCUCGUCAGAUGGCGUGCACAAGGACACAGCAUACUAUCAAGAAGUUGUGCGAACUACUGCGCUUCUUUGGGAAGGAAGCUGUGUCUUCCUCUUGGUGUAUGGUUGUGUCCAAUAUACAACGAUUGGUGCCAUGAUCGGAGUGUUCUUCUAUUCCGUUGUACGGUCGAUUGCGAUGACUAUAGUGACCUAUGCUCGGGUGAAGAAGGAAAACAACGGGCACGGUGUGACAGAUGAACCACUAGAGCCCGUCAGCGUGUACACUGACAUUGAAGCCGGCACAUUCCUCAAGUGUGCCAGCGUGUUUGUGCUUCAGAUGUUGCUCUAUGUUUUGCUGCUACGGUGGAUAGCCUCGAAGUCCUUUUCCGAAGAAGAAACAACGGAGCAAGAGUUGGUGCGUUAUGCAGCAGGCUCCGUUGUUGCCACCGUCCAGCGCGUGAUGAGCCAAGGGUUCCACUCAGGCGAGCUAAAGCCAUUUUGGAUGACAUAUUUCUUCAGUGGUCACGGACAAUAUCGUCGACACUAUCACUACCCCAAGAUGCGCUUACUCAUGUCGUGGAUCGUGAAUGAUAUCCUUUUCACCACAGUAUUUUUGCUCUUGCCACUCGUGACCAUGGGUUCUGACAACGACAUGGAGUUUGUUAAGGAUUGCACGGCCGUUCUUUUCAUAUCCCAAUUCGACAGCUUUGAGGCAGACAUUGGUGAAGGGCAUUAUUUGCGAGCGGGUCGUGAACACAAGGACGAGAAACGAGGCAAAGAGACAGUUCCCGCAGAGCUUGCAACGCACACGGCAGAAGCCGUUUCGGACAAAGGCACUGAAAUGGAAGAGCAAACUGGAGUCAAUCACGCUAAGGAUCUCAGCACACGAAUGUCCGACUCCUUCUCAGUUUGCUUUGCAUUAGCUCAAACAUGGAAACUUUCGCAUCCUGAUAAUUGCGGCCGUGGGCCACGCUCUGUCAUCGGCCAUGGACUGACCCUGGUCGCCAAGCGGAGGUCGAGUGCUCCCCUGACAGCGUGGUCAGGGAAGGAUGAGAUGUGGAAUCGCGUUCAGGCUUUUUUUCUGCUGAUCUGCAUUACAACUGCGAUUGCAGCAUCUCCGGUUCGCUUCUUCCUUUAUCCACCCCAUUUUGAAAGGGACGGCUUUCUGAGCAUCUGGUACAGCCAGCUAUAUGAGGAGCUGCAGUUGCACCCAUGGCGCACCACAUCACCAGAAGAAGCGUCCAUUUUCUUCCUCGGCAUCGAUGUCAGCUGUGCUUAUCUUUGGCCAGUGUAUUCGGCUCCAGUUCCCGGUGCUGCGAACUACGUCACGCAGGCUCGCUGGGGCACGUUGGGCGAUGCCCGAGCUUGCCGCGAAAGCCGCCAAGCCCGCCUGGAAGCAUAUGUCCGAAAUGGCUGGGCCACAUAUUGGGGAACAGCUGGAAAGCAGCACAUUGUUUUCGACCAGUUGUGCUACCAUCCCUUGUCAGAGCUGGUGCAUGCGCACCAUUCGGUGACUUUGGCGGGAGUGGGCCAGUUGAAAGGAAGACCAUAUGGGUACAGAAGUGGUAUCGACAUUUCAUGGCCUGAGAUGCCCGUCACAGUCGAGCAACCGCCGCUGAGAGGAUGCAGCUGCUCACCUCGCAAACGGCUAGUCUCCUUUCAAGGAGCGCAAACGCGGCCAGUGAGGCAGAAGCUACGUGCACUUCAUGAUGGGGAUGAAAUUGUGGUCAAUGUGGUUGAUGUAUCGAAGAGUGCUUUGAACACCACCGAUGCUCGCUGGGACAUCAGUCACCCGAUCAAAUCUGAGUAUGCCGCGCUUAUGCGGGAGAGUGAGUUUGCGCUUGCGCCUGCUGGCCAUAGUCCAUGUUCAUUGCGACUCUACGAGAUCAUGUCAUUCUGCGCCAUCCCAGUGAUCCUUGCGGAUGACAAGCUGCUACCAUUCUCGGAGAUCUUGAACUGGUCAGAGAUGGCUGUAAUUCUGCCUGAAUCGGCGGCGGCAACUGUGCCCGAUGUCCUUCGUGCACUCGGCCCAAAGCAGAGAUGUCGAAUGCGACGGCAGGCAGCUCAGGCAUUCCACUCCUAUUUCGCGAAUGUCUCAGCAAACGUGCGCGGUUUGCUGGAAGUUGCAUCCCUGAACUCGAAAGAAGGUUGGAAGGCAACCAGCGACUCACAGAAGUUAGCUUCAGACUUCCGGGAGCAGUCUUCAGCUCUUGCUUGGUCUCCGUUUGCUGUGGAGGAUCUUCGGAGACAAAGACUUGCGUUGCAGUGGUUGCCGGCCGUCUCACCUAGCAUGGCUUCGGCUGCGGAUUGCCGCAUCUCCUGGGAUGAUCUGCAGGCGCAUUCGGCCUCUGCACACUCAGAAAGCCUGACUGCUUUGGUGACCUGGGCUUUGGCAUCACUUGGCGUGCUCGACAUGGGUGCAACAGGCUCCUUCCGCCAGCUGAGAAAUUUUGGACUCCAGGACCAUUUCUUGGAGCAUAUGGAUGCAAGUGGUGAUCCAGUGGAUGUCUUCAAGUCAUCUUCCGCUGCACUGGAGGCCUUGGUCCGAGCGGCUGUGGCUGCCAGGGACGGUGACAAAGAUGGGAAGCUGAAUCUUCAGGAGUUUGACGUCGAGGCUAGCAAACAAACCGACGCUGCUCCUUUGCAGUUCUCCAAGCUAGAUGCUGACAAUGACAGUGCCCUUGCCAUUCGAGAGUUGCUCGUGGAGCAGUUGUCUCUUGAUGGCUGGGUGGACUCAUUGAGACGAGGCUUUGAACUCGCCGAUGCCGACAAGGACGGUCGCUUAAGUGGCCUGGAGCUGGAGAGGGAGCAAGCAUUGCCGCUUCUUCACAUGAUGGAAGAGUACCCGACGUCUACACGUGCAAGAGUAUCUGAUGUCCGAGAGGCCAGGCGAAACUGUGCCGGUGUGAGAUCAGCGCAGUCAUCCACCGCCCAGUUGGUGAGUGAACUCCGCAGUUGCGGUUACAUCCAUGUGCAGCCCGACUGGUUCGACCAGGGCUAUGUGUCCAGACUGCUGAAGGACACUCUAGCGCCACCGCAUGGGCCGUUUGAGAAGUCCUUACCGUUCACUGCCCCACAAGCCCUGCUUUGGGACCUCCUGAAGGCGGCUGUUGCUCCGAGUACAUGCUGUGACCUGAUUUCCUUGUCCAUCCAAUGCCUUUCUUGCGCUGUCGAGUGGAACGAAACGGAGUUACUGUGGAGUGGUCCCAACAUCAUCACGCCGAACCGCUACACAGUGCUGGUGGCUUUGCAAGCAGUGACAUCCCCAGUGAUAGGUUUUAUCCCGGAAGUGAAGAACGACAGAUUCGUGGCAGACGAGCGCAACAGUUUCUGCGGGGGCUCCAGAAACUCAGAUGCGCAUCCUUCUCUCCGCACUAGAGAUGGAUAUGCUGCCCGAUUCUUGGCCGCCGGCACUGUGAUAGUUUAUGAUUGGAACUUGGUUCAGCGCCCCUUUUGCAUCAAAAACACGGCACGAUUUCUCCGGUAUGAUUUGGUGGCCGCGGUUCCAUCUGACCGGUUGAGCGGUUUGCGCGUGUUAGCCGGCGUGGAUCCCACAGCUAUUUCGGAACAUCAGCGCCAAACGGCGCUGCAGCAGGUCAUGUUGGCAGAGAGCGUGAAGAGCGAUGAGCUUUAG